ACCUAAAAAGAAAACGAACUUGCUAAAGUCUCAAGGAUUGAGAGAAACACACCCUCUCUCACUUUAAAACUUCCAAAUAAAAAAAGAAGGAAAGAAAAGAUAAAAAAAAGGGAGAGAGAAGUUACUUCUCAGAGCUAUUAAUCGUUCAUUUAAUCAUAUUUUCUCCGAAAGAAGUGGGAUUUAUUUAUGGUUUGAGAUGAGAGAUUGAAUUAUUGAUGGGGAAAGGGAGGCCAAGGGCUGUAGAAAAGGUUGUUUUGGGGCCAAGUACUUGUGUUUUAUCCAGCGGUUCAUUGAAUGUCCCAGCAGGGCCAGUGUAUUAUCCAACUGAGGAUGAAUUUAGGGACCCUUUAGAGUUUAUUGAUAAGAUCAGGCCUGAGGCUGAGCAAUAUGGGAUUUGUAAGAUCGUUCCGCCUAAGUGCUGGAAACCUCCUUUUGGUUUGGAUUUAGAUUCAUUUACAUUCCCCACAAAAACACAGGAAAUUCACAAGUUACAGGCGCGAUGUUCCUCAUGUGAUCCAAAGACUUUUAAGUUGGAAUACAAUAGGUUUUUGGGGGAGCAUUGCAGUAGGAAAGCAAAAAAAAGGGUUGUCUUUGAAGGUGGUGAUUUGGAUUUGUGUAAAUUGUUUAAUGCUGUUAAAAGAUUUGGAGGGUAUGACAAGGUUGUGAAGAAUAAAAAAUGGGGGGAGGUUUUCAGGUUUGUGCGCCCUAAUGGGAAGAUCACAGACUGCGCCAAGCAUGUGUUGAGUCAAUUGUAUUUGGAGCAUUUAUGUGAGUAUGAAGAGUAUUAUUGCAAUAUUAAUAAAGGAAAAGAGAAGACUUGUAAAAGAGGAUUGCAAGGGGGUAGAAAAAGAGGUCGGGAAAUUAAGGUUUCGAGUUUUAAGCGAAUGCGGAAGAAUAGUGAGGGUGAGAAAGUUGAAGUUCGCAAGCAAGAAAAGGAAGAGUUUGAUCAAAUAUGUGAGCAAUGUAGAAGUGGGUUGCAUGGGGAAGUAAUGCUUUUGUGUGAUAGGUGUAAUAAGGGUUGGCACAUAUAUUGCUUAUCUCCACCUCUGAAGCAAGUGCCUUUGGGUAAUUGGUACUGCUUGGAGUGCUUGAAUUCUGAAAAGGAGAGCUUUGGAUUUGUUCCUGGUAAAGAGUUUUCCCUGGAAGCUUUUAGGCGUGUGGCCGAGCGAGCGAAGAAGAAAUGGUUUGGAUCAACACCUACGUCACGGGUACAAUUGGAGAAGAAGUUUUGGGAGAUUGUAGAGGGAUCAGUUGGUGAGGUGGAAGUAAUGUAUGGCAGUGACUUGGAUACUUCCGUAUACGGGAGUGGAUUUCCACGUGUAGCUGACCAAAGACCAUCAUCAGUUGAGGCUGAAGUGUGGGAUGAGUACUGUGCUAGCCCAUGGAAUCUUAAUAACUUACCGAAGCUACCUGGUUCAAUGCUUCAAGCAGUGCAUCAUGGAAUUGCUGGGGUCAUGGUACCCUGGCUGUAUAUUGGGAUGCUAUUCUCAUCAUUCUGCUGGCAUUUUGAGGACCACUGCUUUUACUCGAUGAAUUAUCUUCACUGGGGAGAGCCAAAAUGUUGGUACAGUGUCCCUGGCAGUGAAGCCUGUGCUUUUGAAAAGGUGAUGAAAAACAGUCUUCCUGAUCUGUUUGAUGCACAACCAGAUUUGUUGUUCCAGCUUGUAACCAUGCUGAAUCCUAGUGUCUUGCAAGAAAGUGGUGUUCCUGUUUACAGUGUGCUUCAGGAGCCUGGAAACUUUAUCAUUACCUUCCCUAGAUCUUAUCAUGGAGGCUUCAACCUGGGACUAAAUUGUGCUGAGGCAGUCAACUUUGCUCCUGCUGACUGGCUGCCUUAUGGAGGUCGUGGAGCAGAACUAUACAAACUUUAUCGCAAACCUGCUGUAUUAUCCCAUGAGGAACUCCUAUGUGUGGUAGCAAAGAGCAACUUUGAUAGCAGAGCAUCAGUCUGCUUGAGAAAGGAAUUGAUAAGGGUAUAUGAGAAUGAAAAGGUCUGGAGGGAGCAGCUUUGGAAAAAUGGGAUUCUUCGUUCUUCUACCAUGUCACCUCGUAAGCGUCCUGAACAUGUUGGUAGCGAAGAGGAUCCAACAUGCAUCAUAUGUCAACAAUUUCUAUAUCUUUCUGCUGUUGUUUGCCGCUGUAGACCAUCAGCUUUUGUUUGUCUAGAGCACUGGGAACAUCUUUGUGAAUGUAAGGCUAGCAAGCACCGUCUCCUUUAUCGUCAUACUUUGGCAGAUUUGAAGGCUCUGGUGCUUAUGACUGAUAAACUCAGUUCUGGGGAUCAAGACAGAAGCUUGCAAGGGCAACUUUCUUCUUCUAAUGAGUCAGUUGCUUUAUCAAAGAAGAUUAAAGGGGGAUGUAUCACACACGUUCAACUUGCUGAAAGAUGGCUGUCAAAGUCCUGCAAGAUUCUUCAGAGACCAUACUCUGCUGAUUCUUAUGCCAGUGCAAUAAAAGAAGCCGAACAAUUCCUUUGGGCUGGUUCUGAAAUGGACCCUGUCCGAGACACAGUAAAGAACUUGAUUGAAGCUCAGAACUGGGCACAAGAUGUAAGAGAUAGCCUUUCUAAAUUGGAAUCCUGGUCACAUGAUUGCCAUCAAGGUACAGGGAGGGUACAGAUGGAUCAUGUUAACAAGUUGCUGUCUGUAGAUCCUGUGCCAUGCAAUGAGCCUUGCCAUCUUAAACUUAAGGAGUACCAACAAGAAGCUGCGAAGCUGAUUGAAGAAAUUGAUUGUGCUCUCCCUAUGUGUGGAAAAGUUUCUAUAGCUGAUUGGGAGAUUUUAUAUUCCAAGACCUGUGUCUCACCUAUGUACGUGAAAGAAAGUGAGAAAUUAUUCCAGAGGAUGUCUUCGGUAAAGGUUUGGGUUGAAAGUGUCAGAAAAUGCUUCAAUGAGAAAUUGCCAGGUGCAGUUAACGCAGAUAUCCUCUAUGAGUUGCAGGCUCAGAUGUUGGAGCUUAAAGUCCAACUUCCUGAAAGUGAAAUACUUUUGGAUUUGAUAACCCAAGUAGAAUCUUGUCGAUCUCGGUGUAAUGAGAUUUUAAAAGAUUCUAUAAGCCUGAAGGAACUUCAGCUGCUUAUUGAAGGAUAUGAUGAUUUUACUUUUGACAUCCCAGAACUAACACUUCUUAGAUGUUACCAUCAUGAUGCUAUGUCAUGGAAGUCUCGUGCGAAUCAAGUUUUGGCGAACAUUGAUUGCCGAGAGGAUCAGGAAAAUGUUGUUGAUGAAUUAACAUCCAUUCAAAGGGAUGGGGUGUCAUUAAAAGUUCGAGUUGAAGAGCUGCCUCUUGUUGACAUUGAGCUGAAAAAGGCCUGUUGCAGGGUGAACGGUUUGAAGGCACUUCAAUCUAAAGUGCAAAUGAAUUUGCUUGAGGAAUUGAUGGAGGAAGCAACUAUGCUACAGAUUGAAAAAGAGAAGCCAUUUGUUGAUAUUUCUGCGGUGCUUGUAGUUGCUAAGCAUUGGGAAGAAAAAGCAAAAGAUGUUCUUAAUCAGGAGGCUGGGAUGUCUGAAUUUGAGGAUAUUUUAAGGAUUUCUGAAGAUAUACGUGUUAUUCUCCCUUCACUUGAUGAUGUUAAGGAUGCCAUGUCAAUGACAAAGACCUGGUUGAGCAAAUCCAAGCCAUUUUUGUUUUCUGAUUCAUCUGUUUCACAUGCCUCAAGUUCUUUGCUCCAACUUGAUACCCUAAAGGUGUUGGUUUCAGAUUCAAAGUUUCUGAAGAUAUCUCUCAGAGAACGAGAAAUGCUUCAAACAAUUCUAAAACAAUGCAUGGAGUGGGAACAAAAUGCCUGUUCCUUGCUGAAUGUUGCAGUUUCUCUGUUGAAUACUGAUGUUAUGCCUUGUGGAAUUUCUGGUAGUCUGGUUUCAAAAAUUGAAAGUCAAUUGUUGUUAUUGAAAUCCAUCACUCAAGCUGGUCUAUGUCUUAAAUUCGAGUUUGCUGCUAUGCCAAAACUGCAAGAUGCAUGUUCUACGCUUCAAUGGUGCUCUAAAGCUCUUUCUUUCUGGAAUGUUAUUCCCACGCUUCAGGAAGCUGAGGCAUGUUUGGAGGAUUCCCACCAUCUACCUGUGACAUUUGCAUCCUGUGCUUUACGGACCUCACUAUUUAGUGGAAUAGAUUGGCUUAGGAAAGCCUUGGAAAUUCUCCCUCCAUGUAGCAGUAGACAGAUCAAGUUGAGUGAUGCUGUGGAAGUUCUUGAGCUGUCUGAGAAAACUGUUGUCUCGUUCCCUUUGAUGAUUGGUCAUAUUCAGAAAGCUGUUGAGAAACACAACUUGUGGCUGGAGCGAGUACAUUUGUUUUUCAACCAGGACUGCAGUGAUAGAUCAUGGUUGUCAUUGCUGCAUUUAAAGGAAGUUGGAAGCACCAACGCAUUUAAUUGCCCAGAACUGGACAUGGUCUUGGCUGAAGUGCAAAAGGUAGAGCAGUGGAAGCAGCAUUGCAGGAACGUUGCUGGGGCUUCUGCUGGCGAUACAAAUUUGUUGACUUCAAGUCUUUUAGAGAUAAAGAAAAGUCUUGAUAGAUCGUUCUACAUCUACAACAAGUUUAACUCCUGCAAAACAACAGCUUUAUGCAUCUGUUGUUCCCAAAAUUCUGAUGAUCAGAAGCUUGUUAAUUGCUGUAUUUGCAACGAUUGUUUUCACCUACAGUGCAUUGGGUCAUCACUUGAAGAUGCAAAAAGUGAUACAACAUAUGUUUGCCCUUACUGCAUGUUUGUGAGAAGUGGAAAAAUCUCUAGGAGCAGAUGUGGCAUUCUGAGAUUUGGGCGGAAAUGUCCUGAUUUGAAUAAGCUCAUUGAGCUUUUAUCAGAUGCUGAGGGUCUUUGUUUAUGGAUUGAAGAAAGAAGUGUACUUGACCAAAUUGUGAAGAAAGCUCUUGAAUGCAGGGCUUGCUUAAGGGAAAUAGUAGAUUAUGCAUUAUCUUAUCAAGACAGAGAUCUCAGUGGUUUCUCUGAUAAACUUGUGGUCGCGUUGAAGGCAUUAGAUAGUGCUGGCAUUUGUGAUGGUGAGGGCAACAGCAAAUUUGAGCUUGUAUUAGCAAGAAAUUCAUGGAAGGUUAGAGCACAGAAAUUAUUAAAUGGUCCACAAAAGCCCUCAUUGCAACAAGUCCAGAGGCACUUGAAAGAGGGUCUGGCUAUAAACGUUCCUCCAGAAGAUUACUUUACAAGGAGACUAACAGAAGUGAAGCAUAUUGGCCUGCAAUGGGCUGAUACAGCCAAGAAGGUCUCGAUGGAUGGUGGAGCACUGGGACUUGAUAAAGUUUUUGAUCUAAUUGCCCAGGGUGAAGAUCUACCAUUGGUCUGUGAAAAGGAACUUAAGUUACUGAGGGAUCGAAGCAUGCUUUAUUGUAUUUGCCGAAGACCGUAUGAUCAACGAGCAAUGAUUGCCUGUGAUAAUUGUGAUGAAUGGUAUCACUUUGAUUGCAUCAAAUUAUCCUCGCCACCAAAGAUUUACAUAUGUCCAGCAUGUGAUUCACAUGCCGGAGAAGAUGCGUGUUCAUCGACGCCGAUGACUCAGGAGAGCGGAUCUACCAGUGGCAAAGUGGAAGAGCCCCAGACGCCUUCUCCAAGUCGCACAGAGUUUAGAAAGAAGUCAGGAAGCACCAAAUCCAGUAGAAAAAGUCAUGUGCCAGUAAUAAAGGAUGCCUCGAGGCAUGCAAGUGGUAUCGAAAGAUUGCUAUGGAGAAAUCGAAAGCCUUUCAGAAGACUGGCACGAAAACGUGCAGAGCUCAAGAGCCUCUCUCCAUUCAUUUAUGUACGAAAUAGCUGAUAUUGUUGUUGAUAGACAUCAAUUUCAUUCAAUUGAUUCAAUUGAUUCUUACACGACCCCUCCUUGUUUUUUCUAAUUUAAUCUACUUCGUAGUCUUUAGAUAACCCAGAAUAGAAAAUAAAAUAGAGGGCCAUUUUUUUCUCUUCCUUUUUUUGAACAAUGACUUGGUGGAUUACAUUUUCUCCAUUUUCAAGUCAACAUGGCUUCCGUCCAUGCUGAUCAAAAUUUGGCAAUUAUCUGAACUUUUACGUAUGCUGGGCCAUUUUGGUUGUCACGAUGCAGUUGGCAUCACUUCUUGUAGUAAAUAUUUUUGUAGCAAA
Molecule: messenger RNA, 6079 nt
Organism: Coffea arabica (coffee)
Lineage: Eukaryota; Viridiplantae; Streptophyta; Magnoliopsida; Gentianales; Rubiaceae
Product: lysine-specific demethylase JMJ17-like
Biological process (GO): regulation of gene expression; chromatin remodeling
Cellular component (GO): nucleus; chromatin
Molecular function (GO): DNA binding; histone demethylase activity
Source: RefSeq, a predicted model, not a curated record